AUGCAGUCCUUCACCAAGCGAUGCGCUUUGGCUCUUGCCACUCUGGCCACCGCAGUCACCGCACUGGACGGUAUCGUAGCUCCAUCUGAGGUCGCAGCAGGCGAGGAGUUCGAGGUCACCUUCCAGUCCAGCAACGACGACAGCUACCGCGUCUACCUCGCCGCAUCACUAGCAGGAUCCAAUGGCCCGACCUGCUAUCUCGUCAAUUCCACCGAGCUCGACGACUCAAUCAACGUGACAAUCCCAGCCAGCGUCGGCCCAACAGCCAACUACUACUCCAUCGCAAUCGCCGACAUCACUACCGGUCAAGCUGCCACAUUUAGCAACCGCUUCAACCUGACCGGAGCUACUGGCGAGUACUCAGACUAUGAAGACCACCUCGGCGGCUCCCCUUUCUGGUCCGCCGACGACCUGCCAUGCACUGCCUACAACUGCGCUCGCCAAUGCGCUCAAGACGGAUACCCCAAGGACCUUACCGAGGAUGACGCCUACAACACCAUGAAAACCUGCAUCAUGUCCUGCAAAGGCGUCACUGCCGCCGUCUCCCAAACAGCACCAGCCCACGCCUCCUCGACUUCUGGCCCAACCGCAACUCUCACCGGCAUGAUGGCCGUCAUCACCAUGUCCGGCGGCUCCGUUGUCACCGCGAUCGAGAUCGAGCAGGAAGUCCACGGCAGCACGAUUACGCAGGCCAUCAUUGGCGACGCGACGAUCACGCUCAACGGCGCAGCACACACGAUCGGCAGUGCGCAGCUCAGUCUCGCCACGGAUGGUGUUGCAGUUGGAGACUCCACGACUGUGAUGUUCAGCAGCACGACCGCAACAAUGGGUGGUGCCACUGCCACAGAUUCUGCUGCUUCGGCAUCGACCAGUGAUGGCGCAGCGAGCAAGAAUUUCAUGGCCGGUGCUGCUGGUGCGGCGGCGGCUGGGUUUGCCGGGUUGGCGUUUGUCCUUUGA
Messenger RNA from Fulvia fulva, 957 nucleotides. RefSeq lists its product as uncharacterized. The transcript has 2 exons. The coding region runs from base 1 to 957 and encodes 318 amino acids. The record is from RefSeq and is a predicted model, not a curated record. Lineage: Eukaryota; Fungi; Ascomycota; Dothideomycetes; Mycosphaerellales; Mycosphaerellaceae.